ACGCUACGAGCAUUACAAGCCGCGUGCGGAGCGAUCCGUGAUUUGUCGGUUUGUCGAACGAACACAAAGGUGCGCGGAGCAGCCAACAUGGACGGUCGUUUUGAAAUCAACACGUGCACGCAACGAACAUGGAGGACGACACUGCGUGGAGUGACGAAAAGGCAUUUUGCUUGAUAGAUGCGUACAGAGUUCGUGAAAUUUUGUGGAACCCGCAAAAUGAAAACUAUUUUAAGAAAAAUCUUAAGCAAGAUGCGUGGUCGGAAAUUGCAAAGUUGAUGUCAAUGACUGUACAAAAAUGCAACAGCAAAAUUGUUAGUCUUCUCUCUUCAUACCACCGCGAAAAGCUGAGAAAAAAAUCAAAGGGGACAGGAAAAGGUGCCUCGGAAACAUACAUAAGUCGAUGGUUUGCCUAUGAUGCUUUGAAGUUCUUAGACGACAGGAACACACCGAGAAAGAGAAAAAAUACGGAGUCACUUCAUCGCUCGGACUUGGAAAACAUUGCCGACCAAAAUGUGUUCACCCCUCCAGUACUACCAAAUGAAUGUACUCCAAAGAGCGCUAAUCAAACCAGGAGGGAUGACAAUGUGCUCUCAGAUGUGAUGGGAAUACUGAAAACAACAGCUAAUAAAUUGGACAAUUCGAUAGGUAUUCCUGAUACAACGAAAAGUUUCGCUUCCUUUAUAGGGGCUAAAAUGACUAGUUAUUCUCCACAAACUAGGACUUCGGUGGAAAAUUCAAUUUUUGAAAUAAUUACGAAAGGAAGGGGAUAUUACGAAUCGUGGCGUCAUCAAAAUAACCAUGCAUAUGGUUCACACCAAGAUGAUUAUUUAUCCAGGGCAAGAACUGUGUGGAUCUGACCGGAUAUUCUAAUCGUCCCUCAAUGUCGGCCGGACCACCAUCGGGCACAAACGAAGCGGGACCCUAUGGCUAUACUACGGCAAGAAAUGAAGAUACUACUGACUACCCAACCAUCCAGCCACCCUUGUCGGUCCCUUCACAAGAGUCUUACACGUCUUCUAUGGAUGACUUUAAUGUGAUAAAGAC
Messenger RNA from Pieris brassicae (large cabbage white), 1044 nucleotides. RefSeq lists its product as uncharacterized. The record is from RefSeq and is a predicted model, not a curated record. Lineage: Eukaryota; Metazoa; Arthropoda; Insecta; Lepidoptera; Pieridae.